AUGGACGGGCUUCAAUCAAGUAUAAAAAACAUUAAUUUGUAUGACAUUAAAGCAGCGGUUAGGAAAGCGCAAAAUGUGGUAAUGAAUUAUACUUCGACAGAAGCUAAAGUGCGUGAAGCCACAAAUAACGAACCCUGGGGUUCAAGUACGUCUUUGAUGAUGGAAAUUGCCCAAGGAACGCAUAACUAUUCUCAAUUGAAUGAAAUUAUGCCAAUGGUUUACCGCAGAUUCACCGAGAAGACAGCCGAAGAAUGGCGCCAAAUCUACAAAGCUCUUCAACUGUUGGAAUUUCUAGUAAAGAAUGGUUCUGAAAGAGUUAUCGACGAUGCUCGUGCCCAUCAGGCAACGAUUAAGAUGUUACGCAACUUUCAUUACAUCGACCGUUAUCAAAGAGACCAAGGAUUGAAUGUGAGAACUAGAGCAAAAGAAUUGGUUGAGCUGCUCAACGACAACGAUCGUAUACGCCAGGAGAGACGAAAGGCUCGACAAACUCGCGGUAAAUACUUCGGCGUAGGUAAUGACGCUGAUGCAAGAUUGUCUUCCGGAUCCCGCCCAAGGUACUCGGGUUUCGGAAGCUCUCCACAUGCUACUAGUUUUAGAAAUAAUCGCGUUUAUGGGGAUGGUGGCGGCUUUUCUGACUAUGGCAGUGGCCCUGGUUUCCAUGACUCGUCUUCCUAUAGCGAUACUCAUGAUCAUUCCGAGUACGACGAAUAUAAUGAAAACCAUGAUAGUGCUGGUCCUAGUGCACGUGCAUCUAGAUUGUCUCCACAUACUACAAGAAACUCCGAACCCAGUGCCACUCCAAUUUCUCCCCCUCCCAAGCAACAGCAACAGUCUGCCGUGGCUGAUCUUCUUGGACUCGAAGAGCCCGCCGCUCCUGCACCCGCUUCUUCAACCAUACCCACUUCCGCUAAUACUGCUAACAUUGGGGAUGAUGAUGGAUUUGGUGACUUUCAAACUUCCUCUGCUGUUUCAACUGCCGCUGCAGUUUCUGCAAAUGACGACGACGAUGCUUUUGACGAUUUUCAGAGUGCGCCCUCAGCUCCUUCCGCGUCUGGUGGAAUUGGAAAUAUGGCUUCUUUCAACUCUUUCUCUUCAUCUGCCGCCACCCCCUCAUUUGGAAACGUUGCUUCUUUAAACGUUAAUACUCCUACUGCCGUCGGUCUCUCACCUCAAAACUAUCCCUCAUCCACCCAAACUACUCAAUCAGCCAAGGUCGUGAAAGGUUCGGGCUCUGGUGGAGAUGCUUUCGGUAGUCUCUGGAGUUCAGCGGUAACCAAAGUGAAGCAUGAUGACCAUUCGAAAACGGGUACAAACUCCCCACCAGUCUCGAUGGUUCCUCCUGUCUCUACAUCGUCUAUUCCACCUACCUCUAAUCUUCUUUCCAGUGAUGAUAAUAAUCUCCUUUUGUGA
Schizosaccharomyces osmophilus is the source of this 1413-nucleotide messenger RNA. RefSeq names its product ENTH/VHS domain protein Ent3 (gene ent3). Gene Ontology annotation, biological process: endocytosis; Golgi to endosome transport. Gene Ontology annotation, molecular function: clathrin binding; phospholipid binding. The transcript has a single exon. The record is from RefSeq and is a predicted model, not a curated record. Bases 1 to 1413 code for a protein of 470 amino acids. NCBI's taxonomy places the organism in Eukaryota, Fungi, Ascomycota, Schizosaccharomycetes, Schizosaccharomycetales, Schizosaccharomycetaceae. Gene Ontology annotation, cellular component: clathrin vesicle coat; endosome; plasma membrane.